UGCCUGGAGAUGGGCUGAGGAAUGUUAUAAAAGGCAGACACUGCAGGAAAACCCCUCAGUUACCAGCCUUCGUCCUCUGAGCUCAUCGGCGCCAGGUCGAAGAAGACGGUUUUGCAGGAUGCGCGAGUGCAUUUCUAUCCACGUGGGCCAGGCUGGUGUGCAGAUUGGCAAUGCAUGCUGGGAGCUGUACUGCCUGGAGCAUGGGAUUCAGCCGGAUGGGCAAAUGCCCAGCGACAAAACCAUCGGAGGUGGAGACGACUCCUUUAAUACCUUCUUCAGUGAAACUGGAGCUGGGAAGCAUGUGCCUCGGGCUGUUUUCGUGGACCUGGAACCCACUGUGAUUGACGAGGUUCGGACUGGCACGUACCGCCAGCUCUUCCACCCAGAGCAGCUGAUCACUGGCAAGGAAGAUGCUGCCAACAACUACGCCCGCGGGCACUACACCAUUGGCAAAGAGAUCAUUGACUUGGUGCUGGACAGGAUCCGGAAGCUGGCUGACCAAUGCACAGGACUCCAGGGAUUCCUCAUCUUCCACAGCUUUGGGGGAGGCACUGGCUCAGGAUUCACCUCCCUGCUGAUGGAACGGCUCUCGGUUGACUAUGGCAAGAAGUCCAAGCUGGAGUUCUCCAUUUACCCAGCUCCUCAGAUAUCAACAGCUGUGGUUGAGCCCUACAACUCCAUCCUCACCACACACACCACCCUUGAGCACUCAGACUGUGCUUUCAUGGUGGACAAUGAAGCCAUCUAUGAUAUCUGCCGCAGGAACCUGGACAUUGAGCGCCCAACUUACACAAACCUGAAUAGGCUCAUUGGCCAGAUUGUGUCCUCCAUCACAGCCUCGCUUCGCUUUGAUGGGGCACUCAAUGUGGACCUGACAGAGUUCCAGACCAACCUGGUGCCCUACCCUCGCAUACACUUCCCUCUGGCCACUUACGCCCCGGUCAUCUCUGCGGAGAAGGCCUAUCAUGAGCAGCUUUCCGUAGCGGAGAUCACCAAUGCUUGCUUUGAGCCAGCUAACCAGAUGGUGAAAUGUGACCCCCGCCAUGGCAAAUACAUGGCCUGCUGCCUUUUGUAUCGAGGUGAUGUAGUGCCCAAGGAUGUCAACGCUGCUAUUGCCACCAUUAAAACAAAGCGGACAAUCCAGUUUGUGGACUGGUGCCCCACAGGCUUCAAGGUGGGCAUCAACUACCAGCCCCCGACUGUGGUUCCUGGUGGGGACCUAGCCAAGGUGCAGCGGGCAGUGUGCAUGCUGAGCAACACCACCGCCAUUGCUGAGGCCUGGGCCCGCCUGGACCACAAGUUUGACCUGAUGUAUGCUAAGAGGGCUUUUGUCCACUGGUACGUAGGGGAAGGCAUGGAAGAAGGGGAGUUCUCCGAGGCACGAGAAGACAUGGCCGCCCUGGAGAAGGAUUAUGAAGAAGUGGGAACAGAUAGUAUAGACGGUGAAGGAGAAGAAGAGGAAGGGGAUGAGUAUUAGCACAGCUCAAUCUGUGUUAUAUGGGGAAUUAAAGUGUCCAUUGCCUUGCCACUUGGGGAUUCUCUUCACAAAAUAAAAUAUUAACUGUGUCACAGAAA
This is a messenger RNA of Podarcis raffonei (Aeolian wall lizard), 1575 nucleotides long. RefSeq names its product tubulin alpha-1D chain. Gene Ontology annotation, biological process: microtubule cytoskeleton organization; mitotic cell cycle. Lineage: Eukaryota; Metazoa; Chordata; Lepidosauria; Squamata; Lacertidae. The transcript is spliced from 4 exons. The record is from RefSeq and is a predicted model, not a curated record. Gene Ontology annotation, cellular component: cytoplasm; microtubule. Gene Ontology annotation, molecular function: GTP binding; structural constituent of cytoskeleton. The coding region runs from base 119 to 1477 and encodes 452 amino acids.